Acanthoscelides obtectus is the source of this 1041-nucleotide messenger RNA. The record is from the annotation of a GenBank genome assembly. NCBI's taxonomy places the organism in Eukaryota, Metazoa, Arthropoda, Insecta, Coleoptera, Chrysomelidae.
AUGACCAAAAAGAAGAAAAAUGAAUGCGAAAACGAAACCCUAGAACCAAAUAUUCAAAUUAGCGUAAGUGAAAAGAGUACCAAAGAAACUAUUGUCAAAGAGAAUUAUUAUCUUAAACAGCUUUUGGAAGAAAAAGAAAGAUUUAUAUAUCAGUUGGUAAAUGAAAACCGUAGACUACAGGAAGCAUAUGACUUGAUUUCUGCCAACAUAGUAGAGAAGGAAUCCGUUGUAUCUACUUUGGCUAUUGUAACUGAUCAACUAGAACAACUUGAGAAAAGAAAGUCAGAGAAUACAUCAUACUCACAAAUUUUAAAGCAAAAUACUCCUAAAAUCAAUAGCAACAACAAGAACAACAAUGACAUGAAAUCCAUAUUAGUUACUCCCGAAAGGACCCAACAUUAUAAUGACACCAGAAAAGACCUAACUAAUAACAUUAAUCUAGCAAGUAUUGAAGUUAAGAUAGAGAAACUUACCUCUAGGCUAGAUGCAUUUGCCAACGUUUCCGGCGGUCAAGGUCAAACGCCGCUGGUGCCGGUACAACAGUCGGCAUUGCCGGUGAUCCUUUCUCGACUGCACAUCGGCCUGCCCGGUGUUGCCAGAUCGAAGUUAAAAGGAUUUAACAGAGAAAAUGUUAUGCAUUUUUUUGAUUUACUGGCAGGAAUAUGUGAUAAAUACAAAAUCAAUGCUACCACCAUCUUUAAUGUGGACGAGUAUGAUUUCUCGACUGUAGCUAAGAAAUGUCAGAAAAUUGUGGCAAAGAGAGGUUCAAAAGCUGUCGGAUCAAUCGCUAGUGGGGAGCGGGGCGUCAACACAACAAUAGCUGCGGAGCUCUUGAAUGCAGCAUAUGGAAAAGCAGCGACCAUUGAGACUGCAAUAAAUGCGUUUAGAUCAUCUGGUGUUUGGCCUGUUAAUAGGCAUGUGUUCAAUGACUCUCAUUUCGUAGCAUCUGAAGUGCUUAGACCUAGUGUAAAUCCGACGAAGCUUCUAGACUUGGAAAUCAGGAAAGUAGUGAUGAUGACGACAUCCCUCUAUCCAUACUAA